GUUGGUAAAAGUGAAAAUGAAAACGCUAACUCCCGGAUCGGGUAAAACAGGAUGCAGAUGCAGCAAUCAUUUUUUGAUUGACACAGAUUAAGUUUGCUGACCAAAAAUAACAGGUUUAAAAGAAACCUACAUGAUUGUGUAUGAUGCUGAGAUGGUGCAGAACAAUUUUCAAAUACAAAUUUGUGAAACAUUUAGUAUUCAUAACUGUAGUGACAUUUUUUAUUGGACUGCCAUUGCUUUCUCUGAGAUACAGAUAUACAGCGUAUGACACACUGUGGCGCAAAGAAAAGUCUCAAGCCCAGAAAUUAAUGAGGAAUGUGAAUGACCAGAGAAUAGCUGAGGCUCAGUCCUUUCUUGCCAAAUAUGAUGGAAGGGGCAAACUUACGCAAGAAAGUCAAAUCAGUGUUGGAAUUACCAUUAUAACCGUAUCAAGAAAUCGUCAUAUGUUGGAUCAAUAUGAACCUAAGUACUUAACACAAGUUGUUGGGAAAUCUCUUCAGCUCCUUCACAAAGCAAAGCAUUUGAAAUUGUCAUACAGUUUAUUUAUUUGUAAUGUUGAUGAUGAACCAUCCUCUUACUAUGAAUUAGAACCUUUGACUCGCAAAGUGCCAACAUUCAACAGAUUCCAGAACUCAUCCUCAAGACUACCAUUUCAAAGAUCCAUUGACCAGACCCUCGAAAAGGAAAAGGAAGACUAUGCCUUCUGUGGAGAGGAAACGUUCAAACAGAAUGUUUCAAAUCUUCUCCUAAUGGAAGAUGAUGCAUUACCCAAUGAUGAUAUGAUAACAGUUAUUGAUCAUCAUCUGUACAAAUUGGGGCUAGGUGGAGGACAUCCACCUAAACAAAACAUCACAUUUAUCAAGCUUUAUCAUCCAGAUCGCCUCUUGGGCUUCAUCAGCUUAGAGAGGGAACGGUUACCAGAAUUAUUUUGUUUGGGAUUGAUUCUGACUACAUGUUUUGUGAAAGUUUAUCUGAUCAUCCAUCCAGUCGAAGCAAAACACAGAAAAAUCAUAUGGCUGGGCUUCUUUGUGUACUCUUGCAUUCUGGUGUUGGCUGUUGGCAGACAGAAUUUUACAGCAAUCAGAAGGCUGUCAAAGUACCUCUACCAGAUCACACCAGCUCCCUCUUGCUGUACACCAGCCAUUGUUUACACAAAGUCAGGUUUUCAAACCAUCUCGUCAUACUUAAAGUCAGUAACAUGUAAAAGAGGGUUUGGAAAAGACACGGCUAUUGACAAGUUACGUGAGAUGAAUCCGGGUUUAAAGGCUUUGUUAAUCCAGCCUAAUCUCUUUAGACAUAUUGGAAUGUAUUCUUCUCUGAGAGACCAAGUUCUGGAUCCAUUCAUUGUUUAAAGCUUUGUUAUUCAAUUUAGAUAUAUUUAUUUCUUUCCAACAUAAUUGAUUAUUAUUAUAUUUUCGCAUGAAAAAAGUAUUAAUUUGAACAA
Molecule: messenger RNA, 1444 nt
Organism: Magallana angulata
Lineage: Eukaryota; Metazoa; Mollusca; Bivalvia; Ostreida; Ostreidae
Product: post-GPI attachment to proteins factor 4-like
Exons: 2
Coding region: 141-1352 (403 amino acids)
Biological process (GO): GPI anchor biosynthetic process
Cellular component (GO): Golgi membrane
Molecular function (GO): glycosyltransferase activity
Source: RefSeq, a predicted model, not a curated record